GGAUAUGCCUCGCAUGUUCUAUAUAAACCAACACAUACGAUUUAUCUAUGUACUUGUCCCAGGCGAAAUCGGACAUCGAUGUCAGAAAAUCCACCGAGAACAAACCCGAGCAAGCUCGCGGGCAAGGUGGCCAUCGUGACUGGUGGUGCCAGUGGCAUUGGAGAGGCCACGGCUCGCCUCUUCGCAGACCACAGGGCCCGUGCAGUGAUAAUCGCCGAUAUAAACAAAACCCUCGGCGAGCAGGUGGCGGAGUCGAUUGGGGCUCAGGCCCAGUUUGUGCACUGCGAUGUGACCCACGAGGAUCAGGUGAGGGACCUCGUCAACACCACGCUGCGGGCCCAGGGGACCCUGGACAUCAUGUUUAGCAAUGCUGGGAUAGUAAGCCCGCUGGAACAGACAGUCCUCGGCCUCGACCUCUCGUUUUUAGACCAGCUCUUUGCGGUCAAUGUUCGCGGGAUGGCGGCAUGCGUCAAGCACGCGGCGCAAGCCAUGGUCGACCGGGGCGUGAGAGGGAGCAUCGUGUGCACCGGAAGCGUCGCAUCCAUGUGCGGCGGGGUCAAGCGGACUGAUUACCACAUGUCAAAGCAUGCCGUGCUCGGGCUGGUGCGGUCGGCGAGCGUCCAGCUCGGGCCCAAGGGGAUCAGGGUGAACUGCGUCUCGCCCUACGCGCUUGCAAGCGGGCUGACUCGCCGCGCGCUUGGGAUGGAUGCGGCGGAUGACGUUGAGAAGGUUUACGGGCCCCACAUGCUGCUGAAGGAGAAGCCACUCAAGGCAAGCCACGUGGCGGACGCCGUUCUGUUCCUCGCAUCCGAUGAUUCGGAGCUCAUCACCGGCCACAAUCUGGUCGUUGACGGCGGCUUCCUCAUCCGAUCGACAGCCUGAAAACUUUGUUUUUCAAUUUUCUCAUUUAUACAUAUCCAAAAAACGAAGAAAUUAAUUCCUCCUUUUAUUAUUUUCUCGGAUAGCAGAAAAAUAAUGUUGUUGUAGUUGUAUAAUAUAUAAUAUGUAUAUGGGCUUCGAAGGAAAAGUUUCGUACUGGGAGUAUCGGAUCGAGGAAACAAGAGCUAAUAAUAAGUGCAAGUUACGAUUUA
This is a messenger RNA of Punica granatum (pomegranate), 1091 nucleotides long. The record is from RefSeq and is a predicted model, not a curated record. Lineage: Eukaryota; Viridiplantae; Streptophyta; Magnoliopsida; Myrtales; Lythraceae.